ACGUAUCUAUUCAAUAACAGGAAGACUACCCGGAAGUAAUCCUGACCGGCAGCCAGAUGUUGCGAGAUAUUAGCUGACACUCAGGGAAAAUGUGGAUUUACAGUGAUUUACUGUGGUCAUGUCAUCUCCGUUUAUAGUUUUAAACCGUCUCAUCAACAGUAUCCAAGUUUACAACUUGAACUGAAUUUUUCUUUUUUUUCCCUGUGUGUAACGGACCACAGAGUAUCACUGUUUGUUUCCUAACAUGUUUGUAAAGCCACACGUGUAAAGGAGCUGGUUUGGAGUUUGUUAACACGGAUUUUAAUGUAUUUUUGAAGGAGACGUCAAAAGAGUUUAAAAGUCAGACUUGUACAAUGCCGAAAUCAUAUCAAAAUAAAGGCGGACGAGGUAUACCGGACAGGUGGCUGGAUUACAAAGCUGUUGGGAAGAGACUUGAAGGGACUCGUUUCAUUGCCUUUAAAGUUCCAUUGAAACCGUCUCUGACUUAUCACCUUCGACCCACUGACGUCUUUGGUCCAUGGGAGCUGCUGGACGCUGUGAACGAAGACCACGGUACACUCGGCCUGAUCAUUGACCUCACGUUCACCUCACGCUACUACAACCUACGGGACUUGCCCACGUCGUUGCUCCAUGAGAAGAUUUUCACUGCAGGCCGCGAGGUUCCCAAUGACGCCACCAUCCUGGACUUCAAACGUGCCGUACGCAGGUUUCUCAGAGUGAACAAAGGCAAUGACAAACUGAUCGGCGUCCACUGCACCCAUGGACUGAACCGCACCGGGUAUUUGAUCUGCAGGUACCUGAUUGAUGUGGAUGGGAUGGAUCCCAAACAGGCUGUAGACUUGUUUAACUCAUCUAGAGGACAUAACAUAGAGAGGGAGGAGUAUCUGGAUGACCUUCAGAACGGACCCAAGAGAAGUAAUGCAGGGAUGGAGGAGUUGAAGCAGGAGCCACUCAGAGGCCUCGCUAGACAGAGGCCGGGUUCCAUGUCAGUGGACGAUGAUGGCGCUCAUGGAUCUUUCCGUUCACACCCCCAGUCCUCUCAGGGGGGCCUUCUGCCCACACCAGCGUUACUCCCCUCUCCUCCGGUCCGUCAACAUAGAGCUUCAUUCCAUCCCUACAGAUGGCAAGCUGCUCGUUCAGAGGCUCAGUGGACUCGACCUGCUCCUCCUGCUCCUUAUGCUCCUUAUGCUGCUUCUCCUCCUCCUCUUCCUUCUUCUUGUCCUCCUGCACUGUUUGCCUCAAACCCUUCAAAUCAGGGCUGGAGCAGAGGCUGGCCCCCUUCGUAUAACAGCUCAGACAAACCUGAGGACGAGUGGACUAGGCCUUAUCAGAGACGACAUCACAGCUACAGAGAGAACAGACAUAAUUACUAUUAGACCUCUGUGUCACAUGAUCACACCAUUCAUGAUCAAAAACAUUCUUGGACGCAUUUGAUAUGGGAUUGAGAGAAGCUGGAGCUCAUCGUGGUUUAUUUAUUUACCUGCUGUAGCUCUGUGGUUCUGGAGUUAGUCUUCAGAGGACGUAGCAGUUACAUCAAAGGCAACUGGAUUGGGCAACUAACUGCUGGGAAGAUUCUGGUAUUGAACCACAGAGAGGGUCGUUGGGAGGACCACACCUAAUACCGAGGGGGGAUGUUGUGCUCACAAGGUUUGAGGUGUGAAUGGGGGGUUAAGGUCCGAUAGGACAUUGGUAUCACCAAAGGAGCAAACAUGGCUGCGUGCCCCUUUGUGUCUGUCCAACUGUCAAAACAUCCCCCCCUUGGUAUUGGGUGGUCACAGUUGGGAGGACUAAGACUCUCUUUAGGUGUUCAGCCUCUCUGAGGUUCAAUUCCAGAAACUUCCUAGGAGCAAAACUCCACUUUUGCUCCUGUUACCCACGACAAUAUGAAGAGACCAUAGGAAGUGUAGAAGAAGUUGAGGUCCAUCAAUGUCGAUGUUUUUUUCCAAGACUUUUCCUCCCAGACAACAGCUUCUUGUCCAAACAUAAAUAUAUAGCUGCUGCUGCUUCUGCCUCACAUGUGUUUGUGAGUCAACAACACAAUUAUGUUUACACCAUCAGUGUGUUUCUGAACACAACAGGAGCUCACUGCAUCUCUUAUGAAACAAUCAGUGCAAUUACCCAUAAUCCACAGUUGCUUAUUUUUACCAUUACCAUUUUUUUUAACAAUUUUACCAUUAACCAUUGCUGUUUUUUUUUUGUCUUGUCAAUGUCUGAAACUGUUGAGGGUCAGAGCUUUACAGCGCCCUCUGAUGUCAGAUGUUGACCUGGAUGUUUUGAUGAUUUUGUUGAGCUCCGUUUGAUUUAACGUUGAUUUUCGUCCUAGGCUUUUGAUUUUCUGUAUCUCACAUAAAGCAUCAAUUGUUGUUCUGGUCUAUUAUCCUGUGAACAGUGGUUUAAUGUCCUGUUCCCUAAGGAAAAAAGACUAAAUUACGUAGAAAAAAGUUCUAGAUUGUCUCUUCACUGUCAGUAUUCUGAAUUGUGUGCCUUUAAGGAGUAGGUUUUCCUGGUAAAACGUAUUGUAUUUAACAUAUACUGUAUUUGUAUUAAAUGAAAAAAUUACGUUUUCAUAU
Molecule: messenger RNA, 2570 nt
Organism: Cynoglossus semilaevis (tongue sole)
Lineage: Eukaryota; Metazoa; Chordata; Actinopteri; Pleuronectiformes; Cynoglossidae
Product: RNA/RNP complex-1-interacting phosphatase-like
Exons: 10
Coding region: 354-1376 (340 amino acids)
Biological process (GO): dephosphorylation
Molecular function (GO): polynucleotide 5'-phosphatase activity
Source: RefSeq, a predicted model, not a curated record